AUGACGAUCGUCGGUUCCAGUGCGUCAUCUCCAUGUUGUAAUGGAAACGAAGACGAGUCCCAGCUUCAUGAUGCAUGUUCAGCAUGCAAACGCCUCAACCACGACCUCGAGAUCAAGGUCUCCUUGAUGUCGGAUCAGAUUGUGAAGUUGGCCAGUCAAGUCGAACAGAUCUCCGAACGACUUCAGCUGUCACCGUCAUUGAAAAAGGCCCAAAAACAGACGGAACGGAAGACAAGUGCUCCAGAAGCCAACAUCAUGAACUUGUUGACGGCCUCAGCAGAUGUCAAGAACUUCACAGACAUGCUACAGACCUUCGCACAAACAAAUAAUGUUGAUACUGGCAACGAGCAACACCUGCCUCCGAUCGCGACUCCGGAAAGCAUCAAAGCCGAAAGCGUUUCGUGAGUUUUAUUGCCAAUUCAAAUUUGCGCCAAUUUGUCUCCAAAUCUUUUUUGAAUCUUGGGGCAAAUUCUUUUUUUUUCAUAGCUAAAAUCUUUUCUGUUUUAUCUUUUCGUUGUUAAGUUUCGAAACGAAUGGAAGUGAGUCAUGAACUAUGAUAGUUUGCCUUUUAGCUUCCGUUUCAUUUUUCAUAAAGAUUUUGGGUAGAUAAUAUCGUAAAUCAACAAAAUAAUUAAAAAGUUAUAUCUUUAAAUAAUAAUUCGGAAAAUAUUAUUUUAAAUAGUUUUUAGUGGUUUAAUUUAAAACCAGAGAUUAUAGAUAAUAUUCUUUAUAGAAGUGGCAAUGGCAGUCGAAAACGGAAGCCCCACCGUUCCUCUGUCCAACAUCUGCCUUCAGAAGCGGCUACAUCGGAAGACGCCAAUCCACAGCACCUGAAUGCCAACCUGAUGGCUUACCUCGGAGCCGAGUGCUUCAACUCCGUGGCUUCAUCGCCGUCAGCUGGCAAAAGGAAGAACGCGCGCAAGUCGCCACCUGCCCAGAACUUGGAUAUGACAUCCGUUUUGCAAGGUGAAGUGUCACAAGACGACAUUACCGCCAAUCUGAUGUCAUUGCUGGCCAAUGGCGGAUUGAACGGCCAAACCGCGCCACAAUACAGUAACGAGAACGUGCCGAUGAAAGAAGAAGUAAGUGUUUCGGAUUAGUUGUUUAUAAAAACUGUUAUAUUAGGGUGGUAUAGACUGCUUAGAGCUGUCAGAGUUUAUGUGUAAUGUUACUAUAACUGGACGUAUUUGUAAAUUGUGUUAACCUUAAGAUUUUUGUACCUAAAUUAAUAUAAAAUAUUGAUUUCUAGCCUAAAACAACAUAAAACUAUUGUUCGAGUGUUAAAAAUAUUGUUUUUAACCCUAAAAUAACAUUGAAAGUUGAAUUCUCGUCCUUUUUUACUCCAAAAACCCCUUCGAAGUAAAUUGUAUGGGGAAGAUUGCUCUUGUCAACAUAACAAUGUUCUAUGUUGUCUAAUGUUCUCGUAUGAGCAAUUGUAAACAAGUUACUAAUCUUUUCCAUUUCGAAAUCGAGAUUAGGUAGUAUUGUUUUGGCAAGGAUAUCAAAUGGUUUAUUAAUAGAUUAAACAUUAUGUUUGGGUCUUUUAUAUUAUCCAUGUGAUAUCUAGAGUUUAGCUGUAAUUUAUACAGUAUUUUUAGUUGAUAUGAUAUUUAAAUUUAGUAUGAGAUUAUAUGAUAGUAGUGUUAAGCUAAUGUUUUGAUUUUAGAACAAAUCAAAUUCCGAAAACAACUCUAAUACUUCGCAAUGUUCUAACUGUGCCACCACUGUUACCACGGCCUGGAGACGAGAUGCUGAAGGUCGAUUGGUCUGCAAUGCCUGUGGGCUCUACUACAGACUUCAUAAGGUAUGUUGAGAUCGUCUUUCUUGUUUCUCGUUACGUUUUAUAGGAAAUUGGCUUAUUUUUAGUGAUAUUUUGUUGAUUUUUACCCUUUAUAUCGAAUUUUGGGUAAAUGUUAUGAGCUUUUCUUACUAUAACCUUUUCCCAGUAAUAUAAUUGGAUUAUCCGAGAAUAAUGACAGAGAUAAAGAAAGAUAUGGUAUGUGUACUUUUCCUUUUCAGACCAAUCGACCCGUUUCGAUGCGCAAAGACGCCAUCCAACAGCGAUUCAGAAGGAAAAACAAAGACGAUUCCUCCACCAACUCCCCCAUGGAUAACAAUCAAAGCUUCAACUUUAAUGGAUCCAGUGAACUGUAAGUGGGAUUAUACGAUUAAGAUACGAUUAGGGAGCAAAGUAAACUGUUGCUUUACGAUGAUAGUAAUUUGGUGGAGUGUAAUGGUGAUUGGCAGCGUUUACUUUGUUAAUGAGAGGAGAUAGUUGACCUAAAUGAGAGGAAACUCAUGGUGAAUAUAAAGAGAUAAAAAGCUGAUCUUAAAAUGAAAUUUUCAGAAUUUCCCAGUUGAACAACUCCGUCGGCCAACUGAUAGACCAGAUCCAGGAUUCAGACGAGAAGCCUGACAUUCUGGAAGAGUGGAGCAAGUACAGCCAGCCCAACACUCCCACCUCCUUGCCCAGCUUCAUGUUGGACCUGAUCAAGCAACAGCCUCAGGUCGACAUGGGCGUCUAA
Bursaphelenchus okinawaensis is the source of this 2525-nucleotide messenger RNA. Lineage: Eukaryota; Metazoa; Nematoda; Chromadorea; Rhabditida; Aphelenchoididae. The record is from the annotation of a GenBank genome assembly.